AUGUCUGACCUCGACGUGAAGUCUGCUGGAGACUAUGUCUACAGCAAUGGCAGUGAGGAUGGAACUGACUCGCGAAGAGACUGGACUCCGGAAGAAGAGAGGAAAGCAAAGCGGAAGUUGGACUUGAUCAUCAUGCCCUUGUUGACUCUCGGCUUCUUCUGCUUGCAACUGGACCGCGGCAACAUCGCAAACGCACUUACGGAUGGCUUCCUCGACGACAUUGGAAUCACCCAGAAUGAGUUCAACGUUGGCCAGCAAAUGCUCUCUCUGGGUAUCGUGCUUUUCGAAAUCCCUUCUAAUAUGAUUCUGUACCGGGUCGGUCCAGGAAAAUGGCUCACCCUACAACUAUUCCUCUUCGKCACGGUGAGCACAUUCCAAGCUUGGAUGAACAACUACGGUUCCUUUAUCGCCACCCGCCUCCUUCUCGGUAUCACAGAGUCUGGCUUCAUUCCUGGGGGUCUCUGGACGCUUUCGACAUGGUACACCCGCAAAGAGACUGCCAAGCGCGUGAUGAUCUUCUACUUUGGCAACCAGUUUGGACAAGCAUCUGCAAAACUCCUCGCCUAUGGUAUCUUGCACAUGCGUGGUGUCGCUGGGCAGUCUGGGUGGUUCUGGCUAUUUGUCCUCAUGGGAGGCUUCACCAUCUUCUGCGGCUUCAUCCUAGGUUUCCUCCUUCCCGACUCCUUCAAGAAACCUCGCAGUGCCUUUCUGCCGUGGAUCCACAUUUUCACGGAGCGCGAAGUGCACAUUCUGCAAGGCCGUGUGCUUCUCGAUGACCCUGCAAAGGGUAGAAAGAAGAAGCGAAUCGGCCUUCCUGCUUUCAAGAAAGCUUUCUCCAACUGGAGGGUCUGGAUCCAUGUUCUCAUCACGCUCUGCAACAAUGGACCUCAGCGUGGCUUCGACACCUAUGCUCCAUCGCUUGUCAGAGGCUUUGGAUUCGCUGAUCUUUCCGCCAACGCCCUUGCAUCCGUGGGCCUCUUCGCCCAGAUACCGGUCUCUUUUUUCUUCAGCUUCGUCUCCGAUCGCUUCAAUCGACGAGGCGAGACUGUCAUCUUGACACUUAGUCUGGCGACAUUGGCGUACAUUUUCAACCGCAUAUUCACUGAGAUUAGCAAUCAAGGCCUUCGUUACUUUGGCGUGGUCUUCACGCAAACAUUUGGGACCUUUGCCCACCCUCUGAAUAUUGCAUGGCUCUCCCUCACCUGCACAGAUUCCGAGGAGCGUGCGCUCGCAAUGGCCAUGGUCAUCAUGGGAGCCAACACGGCCGGUAUCUACGGCGCGCAGAUUUUCCGAUCUGAUGAUUCUCCUCGCUACCGAAGGGCAUUCGUUAUCGGCAUGUCAGUACUGGCUUUGGGCACCUUUGCCGCAACAAUACGGAAGAUAGAUGAGGUUCUGCCCUCGAUCCUGAAAAGUCUGAGUGGUGUACUACCAUCCUCAAUCGCAAACAAACUUGAUGCGGUCGUACUUCGAAGAGAGCAGGCCAUCCAGGCUGGUGAAGCUGAAAGCACGAGCGAAAAUGAGGACCUGAAGGCUGCGGCUGUACCACCCGCUGAUGGACUAAUUGCGCCUGUGCCAGCCUCUUUGGGAAAUGGUGGGACGAAGAUAUGA
Messenger RNA from Ramularia collo-cygni, 1608 nucleotides. RefSeq names its product related to nicotinamide mononucleotide permease. Bases 1 to 1608 code for a protein of 535 amino acids. The record is from RefSeq and is a predicted model, not a curated record. Gene Ontology annotation, molecular function: transmembrane transporter activity. Gene Ontology annotation, biological process: transmembrane transport. Lineage: Eukaryota; Fungi; Ascomycota; Dothideomycetes; Mycosphaerellales; Mycosphaerellaceae. Gene Ontology annotation, cellular component: membrane. The transcript is spliced from 4 exons.